CGGGGACCACCGAGAGCUGGUGUCCCGGAAGUCCUUCCUCAGGUUCCAGGAGGCCCCACGCGCCCCAAUCUCCAUGGCAACAGCAAACUGAAAACACAGGGGCUGCGGGAGCUGCGGGAAGAGCAGUUUUAGCCAUCAAAUGACUUUUGAGAACAGUUGCCACCUUACCCCUACAAAGAGCCAUCUUUUUUCUGAAUUAUCUGGAAGCCCUGAUCAUGUCAUAAUUUCAUGGAUGACACGAGAAUCUGGCCAAAGUCUGAGAUGCAGUUUCUACAGCUGCAAUGAGAGAUUGCUACUCCUACAUUCACUUGGUGUAUAGAAUUCACAUUCACUGUAGUAAGCCUAAACAAACAGGGAGACCAAUUUUCUAAACAUAUGUACUUGGUGAAGCAAAAGUCAUUCAGUUGCAAUACAAGAUAAUAUAAUCAUCUACAGGUUGCUUAUUAUGGCUUUGAUUGACGAAACAAAAACAAAUGUAGAUGACCAUUUCCUGCAUGAAGUAUUGGAAGACACUAGUAAGCCUGCAGAAUGCAAUGGAAAUCUAGGCACUGGUGAUUUUUCCAGGAACAGUAACAACAGCAUUGGAAGCAUUGAUUAUAGCAGAACCCAAGGUUCAAGUAGAAAUUUUAGUUCUCAUUGUGAUUAUUCAGAAGAUUUUAUCUCUGAAUAUUCUGGAACAGCUGGUAAUGGCAGUUGUUUAGAGCUAUUUGAGGCAAAAGUAAAGAAGGAAGAGAAGAAAAAGAAAAAUGUUUCUAAAGUCUCCCAACCUAAAGGACUCAAGGAGAUCUCACCUGAAAAAGUGCAGAAUUGGAACACAGCUUUAACUUCUCAAAUUAAUUUUAUUACCCAAAGAAGGGAUGCUAUGGCUCAUCGCAUAAUGUCAGCAAGGCUUCAUAAGAUUAAGGAACUGAAAAAUGAAUUAGCUGAUAUUCACCAUAAGCUAGAAGCAACUGUCUUAGAAAACCAACUGUUGAAACGACUUCAGUUCAGGCACUUGAAAGCAAUAGGAAAAUAUGAAAAUUCACAAAAUAAUUUACCCCAGCUUAUGGCUAAACAUCAGAGUGAAGUAAAAAAUCUAAGGCAACUUCUUAGAAAAUCUCAGGAGAAAGAAAGAAAUGUAUCCAGGAAACUUAGAGACACUGACAGUGAGUUGUUAAAGACCAGAGAUUCCUUGCUAAUAUUGCAGAAACUAUCUGAAGACAAAAAUCUUGCAGAAAGAGAAGAACUUACGCAAAAAUUGUCUACCCUUACCACAAAAAUGGAGACCAAUGACAAAAGAAUACAGACCUUAGAAAAACAGCUGAGAUUGAACAGUAAUGCCUUUAGUCGUCAAUUAGCCGCUGAAAACAGAAAGACUGUAACAGCUAGAACUGCUACAAAGAACCUUCAGAUGGAAGUAAAACGCCUUCAACAAAAACUUAAGGAAAAAGAUCGAGAACUUGAUAUAAAAAAUAUAUAUACUAACCGGUUCCUUAAAAAUUUAUAUGACAAAGAUGAGCAAACGAAAGGAAACCAUGGGAAGACCACUGAACCUUGCAAAGUUUCUCCACCAACUAAAUCCAAACAAGCAGAAAAGAAAAAACAUCUAUUUCCAUAUCUAGUUCCACAUCAGUUGAAGCAAAAUACAGAAGAUAGUAUAUCUCUGCCAACUAAGGAAGAAAAACCCAUAGGAAAUGAUGCUGAAAAAGAAAAAUCAAUUGAUGUCAAUUGUGAAAUAAUCCAUGAUAUCAAUAAAUUACCAAAUGAAGAAGAUCCUGAAAAAAUGUGUAAAGAAGAUGAAACAUACAGCUGGGAAAUGGAAGCAGGUGGCAGCACUCAGGAUGUUCCAGAUAUACAAGAUUUUCUAAAGGAAGACAUCCACAGGGAAGUACAAACACCUCUGGAGAGUAAUGGAAAGCAAAGAGAGAAAAAAGAAGAUCUAGAAAAGAAACCUAAUUUGCUGAAAGAAGAACAAGAGACAUCAGCAAAAAUAGAACAUAUAAUUACUCAUUUGAGGGAAAACAAUCAACAUCAUGAUGUAGGAAAAGAAAGGUGUAAAACUAGUGUAUCAAUGCAUGACAUGGAUGAACUGCAUAAUAAAUAUGUCAUUCAAAAUAGCAGAAUUCCACUUAGGCAAAGAAAACAUUACUCUUUCACAGAAGCCACUGAAAACUUACAUAAUGGACUUCCUACUUUAGGUACAUCUAAUUUAGGCACUACCCACAAAAGUCAAGUUGUAAACAAACAACAAGGUAAUACAACUGACCUGAAGAUAGAAAAUUCAGUUAGUAGAUAUGAACCAUCAUUUGGUAAAUCUUCCAAAACAAAGGUAAAAGAUUCAUCAGAUGAAAAGAAUGGAAACUGUAUAAAAACAACUUUGAGGGAUAAGAAAAAUAAUCUAAUGGAAGAACUCUUUGGAUCAGGUUGUGUCUUAAAAAACAGUCCCACAAAUGCUGAUCUUAAAUCAUCUAAUAAAGAAAAAGAGAGUUUGGAAAAUGAUAGGAUGCAUGACCCUCAUAAUUAUCGAUCUACAGCCAUUAAUGCUUUUGGAGAUUCUAAGGUAACUAUGGUAAAGCCUAUUUAAAUCAUAUUCAUCCAUAGAAGAAGAAGAAGAUAAAAGUUAAUUAUUUCAGUACAAUUAACAUAUGAAUGUAUUCCAGUUUGAUGGGUUUUCAUUCUUGCCUUAUAGAGACAUAGUUUAGUUUUGUGUUAUAGAAAUUAUUCAAGUGCUUAUAACUUUAAUAUGUUAAUGCUUAAUUAGAGUGAAGAUAAUUAUAAUUGUGUUUCACUUAAGAAAAUCCGGAGUCCUUUAGACAGUGAUGCCCAAAUUUAGGGAAAUUCAUUUCUCAUAGUUUACAUAACAGUUCUGUACAUGAUAAUUUUGACUACCCAUUGCCUGCUAGGAAAGCUGACAUAGUCUAGGUAACAACAAAUACUCCACAAGCAAGAAUUUCAUUUGAGCACAUUGUUACCAAUAGUUAAAAGUGUUUUUCUAUCUUUUUCCUAGUUAUAGGACAUUUAAAUAGUGAGAAUAUUAUUCCAUGCAUAUGAUAUACAUUUGAAGAAUUUUAAAUAAAAAAUCAAAACUUUAAUAAGAAACAGACAGUUUUUGUGAUUAAGUGUUUGCUUUACAAUUUAGUUUCUUGGGAAGCCAACAAAGAGAACAGCUAUAAAACUAAACUAUUUUCAUGUCAUACUGGGAAAGUUUUCAUCUCAGCAAUAAAGCAAUA
Molecule: messenger RNA, 3209 nt
Organism: Dromiciops gliroides (monito del monte)
Lineage: Eukaryota; Metazoa; Chordata; Mammalia; Microbiotheria; Microbiotheriidae
Gene: LCA5L
Product: lebercilin LCA5 like
Exons: 12
Coding region: 446-2563 (705 amino acids)
Biological process (GO): intraciliary transport
Cellular component (GO): axoneme
Source: RefSeq, a predicted model, not a curated record